Messenger RNA from Prunus armeniaca (apricot), 417 nucleotides. Lineage: Eukaryota; Viridiplantae; Streptophyta; Magnoliopsida; Rosales; Rosaceae. The record is from the annotation of a GenBank genome assembly.
AUGGCUUGGUGCUCCGGGCAGAGGGGAUGUGCGUUAACACGUGACGUCCUUCUUUUGGAUGCAGUGCGGUUGUGCGCGGGCGUGCCAGCACGGUCUACCAUGCGUCGAGAUGGUGAUGAGUGGUGGUGUCGGUGGCGGGUUUUAGGUGGUGCUCCGGCGCGUUGCUCAGAGAGCGACAAUCAUAUGAUAUAUGGGGUGAAUGAGAUGAUAACAGAGAUGGUGCUCCGGCACCUUGAAAAUCAAGGGUUUCUUGAGCUUAGUAUUCAUAGGGAGAGUCCUGGAGGGACAAUCGAUGCUGAAAAGAUCUGCAUGGUGGAGCCUGAUCAGGGCAAGUGGGUAGUCAAGUCGGCAUUUGGGAUCGUGAAGCAUGGUGGUGUGACCCCCAUAAAUCCCGGUAAAUCUCGGCCACCGCCCUGA